CCCUAUUGCAUCAUUUUGUGGAGUCUUGAUAAUAGCAAUCCCUUGCUAUUGAAAGUUGUAACAUUCUUUUCAUUAACAUUGAAGUUCGAAUGCUUUCAAGUCCUUUUAAAUAAAAAAAUAGGAGGCUUGGGACAUUGUGAUAUAGGGCCUAUCCAGACAUUUUUAAACUGCUAGAAUAAGAAGUUAACAUUCACGAAUGUUUGUACUGAGAAAAAGGUACCGAGUUCGAUUUAUCUAAGCAGUGGUUCAUACACACCUCUAACACCACCCCAGGAGGAGCCAGACACUGCCAAAUUUUUUCCAAUAUACCCCCCCCCCCCCCCUCCUUACUUUCUCCCGUACGCAAGAGGUAUUCGCCAAAUGCCAGUUAGGUCGGAAGAGACAAAAUAGAAAGGCGUCUUUUUGCGCCUCUUGUUCAUCGAGCAAUGUUUCAGAAAAAAUGAGGACAUACAAGGCACUGUUUCCAACUAAAUCUUUUAUCCAAGAAAACCAAUAUACAGUAAACUACCACUUGAACGUCACUUAAGCAAAUUAUUCAGCUGUACGAACGUUUUUUGUAUCCCCCAUCGAAACCCCAUUCAACCCAAUGCAAAUGCCUUUCAGUUUAACAAAAUUCAUUACAGUGGCAUUUCAGUUCUGUGAUCAUAUUCUGCUACAUCAUCAUCAUCAUGAUUUUUAUUUUUACCACUGGAUACAAGGAGAAAAAGGGAGAGCUGGGAAAAAAAGCCGAAAUCUCUUCGGCUUGGCAAAGUUCCGGUCUCCCAGACAGGCACGGAAGCGGCUGGUGUAGCAAUACAAUUACGCAUAAAGUGUGGAAAUAAGAGUUUUUUUAAACACAAAUACAUUUAGAAAUUUUCAUGUUAUUACAUGGAAACUAGUUGUAAUACAGUUGUGUCAAAUGACUCCCAGUAUACAAUUAUAAUCUGUUAUCUUGCAUAUUAUUAUUUAACACAGACUCAGUUGCAUAUAUCAUAGUGGACUUGGAAGCACCGAACGAGUACGGAUGCUGAUCAAAUUUUUUCUGAUCGCACAGAUCGUGCUGUCGAGGACCGGAUUCGUCGACGCAGGGUCUGAGCAUGCACUGCAUCAGGCCUAUCUACUGCUACCUCCGGCUGUCUGCCCUGCUGGCUUCAUCGGACAAAACAAGCCGCAGGAAGCUGUACCACGUGCACUGCACUGGGACCACCUGACCAGCACGGUGACGUCGACGGAGACAUCGUGGCACCCGGAUAAAAGCAGCAGCCUUUUCGACGUUCCCUUCAGUGGACUUGGAAGCACCGAACGAGCACGGAUGCUGAUCAAAUUUUUUCUGAUCGCACAGCGCCCGUCUCGUGCUUCUGAAAAGAGCUUGCGGUAUUGGCGUGAACAGACAGCGUUCAUCACUUGUGCAUGUGCAACACAUUGGCGGAGGCAAUACGAACUGCAUUUCUCACUAGCUGGACAAGUCAGAAUGGCAAUGAACCUUGGAGAACAAGACUCGAAUUGUGAAAGUCUGGUGGUUUCACAGAACUUUGUUUUAUGUCAAGAUGGGCUGACACCAUGUCACCUGAUGCUGUCACUCUCUGGUUUGACUGGCAUUUCACGACCUUCGGGAUCAGCCCACAUAUGGGGAGUGCUUAAUGCUUGCUUCACUUCUGCCUCGGGUUGGCCUGGUAUUGCACUUUCUUUGGGAUCGGCCCACCGUAUGAAAAAUUGUUGGUCUAUGCGCGGAUGCGAUCUGCCAGAUCCUCACCAUAGACAGCUUCACUGUAAAAAAAGUGGUCUAGCUCACGGCAAAUAGAGUCAAACAUUUUAAAAUGCGAAUAAAAAGAGAUGCAUACAAAAGCAAAUAGAGCUAUUUGUAUCAACUGAUAGCAAGCUCAUUGGUAUCAUGCCCGAACUUUGUCACAUAUGAGAUUCUCCAAGCAACUGGAAAGUCAACCUCAACUGUCCUGACAUACUCUCAGCCUGCGCAUAAUGCCUCACUGUUGCAUUUCACUGCUUUAAGGGGUUUAUUUUGGUUUGGAUGUGGGUAACCUGCAUCUUAGCGUCAGCCAACACUUUGCUUUUUGAGCGCAAGCUCCUUCAAAGAGGCGGCGGCACAGUUCCUUUCCUGAUCAUUCCUCAAUGCAAUGGUCCUUCCUAUGCGUGUUCGCCCCAUGGAUGAAGCAUCCUUUUGGUCAGUUGUACAGUCCGAUUUUUCAGACUCCCUAAGGGCCGCUACAAUGUCCGAAAAAAAAAUGAAUGCAUGUCUUUUACUGCCCUUAAGGGCCCAAAUCGCCACAGGCACGUCCGAAAAAGCUCUGAAGGUCUGCCAGUACACUUAUUAGGCAUAUAGGUGCUUGCACUCUGACAGGAGACUGCAAGUGCACGCGAGUCUAACAAUAUAUGUGCUGCGUCCCAUACACUUCACCGCGUAGCAUCACUGUGCUGAGGCAAAGCUGCCUUUCGAGGACUAGCAAUAUGCAACGCGCCGUGCUUUACGAGGAUUGCAGAGGCAGAGUGGGUACCUUUGCUGACAGCGGUGAAUUCUUUCAAUGAAAAAGACAGCACCGAAUGUCAAGAACCGUAAUAGCCUAGCGUUCCCGCCAUGGUGAUUACAGUGGCCAGUGGAUCUGCGUAUGAGAGUGUCAGUUCAAGGUGGUGAGAUAACACGGCGGUGUUGGCUUUGAUUAAUGCCAUAUCAAAUCUGCAGUUGCAGCACAUUCGGAGUGCGGAUCACUAGUGAAUAUCUCGGCAACAGUGGGGACAAAUUACUAGUGAUUGAGGACCUUAACCAAAAAAGUGUUAAAGUGGGUUUGAAGAUUAAUAUGCAGAAGACAAUGUUGAAGAAUUCACAUCGCCAGUCAGCCUCUAGAGUCUGUACAGGAGUAAGUCAGUUGCUCGUAAGGGACCCUGAUCAUGAAAAGGCAAUUUACCUAAGAAUAAAAAUGGGGUGGAAUGCAUAUGGCAGGCAUUACCAAAUCAUGGCUGGGAGCUUACCACUGUCAUUGAAAGAAAAAAAAAAUUAAA
Dermacentor andersoni is the source of this 2991-nucleotide messenger RNA. RefSeq lists its product as uncharacterized. The record is from RefSeq and is a predicted model, not a curated record. NCBI's taxonomy places the organism in Eukaryota, Metazoa, Arthropoda, Arachnida, Ixodida, Ixodidae.